Molecule: messenger RNA, 2587 nt
Organism: Coccidioides immitis RS
Lineage: Eukaryota; Fungi; Ascomycota; Eurotiomycetes; Onygenales; Onygenaceae
Exons: 3
Coding region: 1122-1964 (280 amino acids)
Source: RefSeq, a predicted model, not a curated record
CGCUGACUCUUUCUGGCUCUUCUGGCUCUUCUGGUCCUUUCUCGUUACUUGAGGCCCUGCGUGUUCUUCCUUGCUUUUUCGUUUCAGGGUAAGCAGCGAUCGGGGAUUUAAAAAGCGGGUUUUUUCCCCUCUCCCUCGUUAUUCCAACCACUCAACAACUCGUAUGUAGAGAGAGAGAGCUGGCUGCUGGUUCGUCAGGCUCCGUCAUCAGCUGCCUCUUUUUGGCCUUUCCCAGCUGGACUGCGCUCCCGAACAGGCCUAGUCAGGUCCCGAACCCGCCAAUCAUACCCCGCCACCCUGCACCCUUGCCCUGGAUCGCGCCCCACUCUUGGCGCUGACGUCUCGCCACGCUAGCCCUGUUCGGGUGAAGUGGGGCCCCCAACCAAGUCAGGCACAUUUUUUUUUUUCUUCUUUUUUUUCCUUUUCUUUUGCUGCUGCGUGUUGCUGAGCCGCGCGCCGCCCCUGAAUGACUAGUCGUUACCGCCCUCCACCUCUCGUUUUUUUAAAUUCUACCCCCCGUCCACCCCGUCAUCUCCCUCCUCCUCCUCCUCCUCCUCUCCUUUUCUUCUUCUUCUUCCUCUUCUUCUUCACGACGACAUUCUCUCACUCUCUCUCUCUGUGUCCGUCUUGACGACUGUCCAGUCCUUCCUUUUCGUCCUCCCGACUCUCGUCAGCGCCCCCACAUCUGCUCGCCUGGGACUUCACUCCUUUUGAGUCCACAGCCGGGUUUCAUCUUCGCACAUCUCAAAACACCAAACCCACCGUUCGUCACGGUUCGUUCUCUCUCUCACACACACUCUCUCGAGUAGCUCAGCAGCUGUCGAAACUUGGAAAACAACAUAAACCACAGUCGCAAAUUCACUCCUUGAUUGCGCUGUCAGAUCCCAAUUCGAAACAACCUUCCUUUCUGUCUUCUGAGAAUCGCCUGGUUCGAUUCAAAAAUUCUUGUGUUUCGUCGAUUUUCUUCUUUUUUUUUUUGAAACCGUCGUUCUAGAGCAAGCUCUCUAGCAAUUCCAGUGGACGCCUUGCCAGAAACUUUCAAUUCGGACAUCUUCAAUCCCACCUUUCAGAGAGAUUUUUCUUUUUGCAAACAUUUGUCGAAAUCUCGCCUGUGAUCCACGAUGGCUCCGAAAUUCCUCAAGGCCCUUACCGCUGCUGCCGGCCUCUACGCCUCUCUCGCGGCCGCCGCUCCUCUCCAGAAGCGCGCGAUCGUCUGGGAGACCGUCACUGACAUUGUCGUCGAGACCGUCGAAGUCACACUGACCGUCACUGGAGUCCCCGGUGGUCCAAAGACGAUCUCCCCACCAGAGCUCACCACCACCACAACUGAACAACCACCUCCAGUCCCGACGACCAUGUACAAGGCUCCACCACCACCACAGUCACCGCCUGCUCCUACAACAACCGCCCAGGCUCCACCACCGCCGCCGCCGCCACCACCACCACCACCACCACCUGCUCCCACGACAACUCAAGCUCCUCAAUAUCCUCCUCCACCUCCACCACCACCUCCACCAGCUCCAACAACAUCCAAAGCUGCUCCCCCUCCCCCUCCCCCACCUCCACCACCCCCACCACCAGCGCCACCAGCUCCUAAGCCAUCCAAGCCUGCUCCACCACCCCAGCCACCCACCGAGCUGCCCGACCCCUCCAAGCAGGUCUUUUCUGGUGACAUGACUUUCUACAACGGUGGUCUGGGUGCCUGUGGAACUGAAAUCGAUACCCAGGGUGAGGAUGCUGUCGCUAUCUCCGUCGACAUCAUGGGUAGUGAAAACAACAACAGCCCAUACUGCGGAAAGACUAUAACCAUUGAGUACGGAGGUGUGACCUCCAAGGCUGUCGUCAAGGACAAGUGCCCAACCUGCGCUCGUGGUUCACUUGACAUGACUCGCCAUCUCUUCUACAAAUUUGCCGACGAAGCGGAAGGUCGUGUCCAUGGAGUGAAAUGGUCGUUUGACGACUAGGCUGGUCCCUAGUGUCAACCUCAAUCCCGAAACCUUUUUCUUUCAUUCUUGGCUUCGUUGCCACCUCUUCACUUCUUUUCCAACUGUUUUUGUGUGGGAUGGGGGUUUGAUCCCUUUUUGAUGCAGGGAUUCUCAGAGAGAAUAUUCUCGUCGGCAAGAUUGCAACACAUUUACCAUUGUUGACCUAUCAACCAAGCCUCCAAAGGUGACUUUUGAUUUUGAUAGGGAUAUGUACAUACAUAACAAGCACAUUGUCUCUGUUUUUUUCCCAUGCAUAUAACCACCUCACCCCACUGAAACUGUUGGAAAUGAUUUUAUGAUUCAUGGUCAAGUUCUGCGCUUCCUGUUCAUAUGCAUUUCAGACAGGGGGUUUCUUGUGGCGAGGUUAGGGCCAAAGGGUAAAAGGAGAAGGAGGAGUACUGGAGAUCUGCGCAGCUUUCGAUCUUUUUUAUGGGGGGGCAGAUUGAUUUUUCUCUUCUUCUCUCUCGCUUGCCUCAAUUCUGCCCUAGGAGAAUUUUGGCCCCCUUUUUUUGUUUCACAUGAAUUUUUUGAGACUUUGUUUAUACCAAAAUACCUUAGAUCUGGAACAACAGCAAUUGUUUUGAACAAGAAAAAAACCUGUC